AUGAACAAAGGGGGAAAGCAGAUUAUGCGAAAGUUGCUAGGUCAAACCACUGUCGACCGGUCUACCGAAAACAACAGCAUAGAAUCACCUCAAUUGCGACCGAGCGCAUCGCAAACCAGUGUUCACUCUGCCGGAGCAUCAAUUGCCUGUCUCGAUAGGUCGCCAGACGGGCAGCGAGCGGUAAUCGCUGGCUCAAAACUCUUCAAGAUUCUCAAGGUGGAUGGCGCCACGAUCAAGGAAGAAUUAGACCUCAGAGCUAUCAUCUCCUCAUAUGCGAAUAACCACGAUCCAUCCGCCGCGACCCCAGAACAACUGACCAUAAAAGCGGUAAAGUGGUCGCAUAGUGCCCUAGAUUCAACCAUCGUCACAGCUUGCGGAAAUGGACGCAUGACCGUAUACGAUCUUAAUCAUGGCGGAGAUGGAUUUGAAAUUGGGAGGAUAAACGAACACAACCGGCAGGUUCACAAAUUGGAUAUCAGUCCAUACAAGGAGAAUUGGCUUCUUUCAGCAAGCCAGGACGGAACUGUCAGGGUAUAUGACUUGAGGACACCUCGGGGUACGAGGGGUGGCAAUGGCGCUUCUUUCUUUCGAACAUGGCAUAUGUUCAAGUGCAAUGCAGAAUCGGUUCGAGACGUCAAAUGGUCACCGACUGAUGGCUUUGAAUUCGCUUGCUGUACGGAAGCCGGGCAAGUUCAGAAAUGGGAUAUUCGAAAGCCUGGGGCACCAGUAUUGAAGAUUGCGGCGCAUCAGAAGUGCUCCUCUAUUGACUGGCAUCCGGACGGGAAGCAUCUCGUCAGCGGAGGCAAUGAUCAGUUCUGUCACGUAUGGGAUUUGUCCAAAUCUGCAGAUAGGAACCAAAAGCCGAGAUACAGCUUUGCCACUCCAGCUCCAGUUUCCACCGUUUCCUGGAGGCCCGCAACAUGGUCAGCCACUGCGCAAGGUCUCCGAGCUGCCCAAAUAACAGUUUCCUAUGAUGAUACUACUAUAAGCAAAACCCAAAAUUCUCGAGUUCAUAUCUGGGAUCUUGCUAGGCCAUCUAUGCCAUUCAAGGAGAUUGAGCAAUGGGAUACCGCUCCUACUGGCGUGGUGUGGAACACGCGUGAUCUUCUUUGGGCCGUUGAUCGGGAAGGACGAUUUUCUCAGACAGAUGUUGCAUUCAGCCCUAAAGUGAUUGAGAGAAAGAGUCUCUCCACCUUUGCAUUCUCCCCAACAGGAGAUACCUUGAUGUUCCUCGAGGAACGACAAGUUUAUCGACGGCGAUCGCGUCCCUUGCUCCCGUCUCCAGAUGUAUUACCUUCUUUCCAGCACAGCAAUAAUGGCCCUUUGUUGAGUGUUAGUAGGAGUGAUUCGGAAGAGGACGUUGUUGGAAGCUUUCUCGGCCCUACAAAGGCAAGGAGACAUCGAAGGCGCCGUAGUGGGCAGUCAAACCAAUCAUUCAGUUCAACUCCUCCUACAUCCACUGGGGCGACAAACAAACCCGAAAUCAUGCCGCUAGAUGAUGGCGUCAAAGUUACUGGAGUCUACAAACCACAACAGGUCAUAGCUAUAGGUCGCGCUCCUUCGACAGCGAAACGAGCAACGCACCAAUACUUCACUAACAAGUAUUUGACACAGCUUUGGAGGUUUUCCGCAAUGGAAACGGGAGUCGUAGCAACAAAUGAAAAGAUAAAGAUUGUCACCGAGGAAUUUGCCAAGACAGCCGAGAUGAUUGGUCAUUACCGUCUGGCUCAAACAUGGCGCAUUCUAGGAUACACAAUGAAUCUCCUUCUCACGAGACGUGCUGAACAUCAUCGACAAAACAGGUUAAAACCACCGGAGCCUACCCCGAAGAAGGACAUGUGGAAGGAGCAGCUUGCUGCUUUUGAUGCCAGGAAUUCUACUAGACACGGCUCCGAGACGCCUCGCCGGCGUCAGAGAGGAGAUCGCACUCCUCGCAGGCAGGAUCAUGCUUCAACUCCCCUUGAUAGCCCGCGGAAUCGUAGUCCACGGAGUUAUAGCCGCAAUCAUAGCCCUCGACAUCAUAAAGCAACGACAAUCAUCCAUGACGAGAUGGAAAGUACCUCGAAUGUUGCUACACCACUUGUACGUCCUGUUCGGGACCACGUAGCAGCUCCUAUUAGAGAAGCUAUGCAUACUCCAAUCAACAUAGAUGACGACAAGUUAGAUUUGGCCGGUAAAACUUCCGCGGCGACGCCUAGCCCCAUUCCAGUUCCUGGAGCGUUUAGCAAGGAGUCAAGCGUUUCACCUAGUAUCGAUGGAUAUGACUUCUACGGGAUUGACUCGCUUUCCCCGGUGGUAGACUUCCACGUGCCUCAACGAAAGCAGCCUCUCAGACUCGAUUAUGCAAAUGAUACUCAGCAGAUUAUCCAACCUGGCCUCCAGCGUCAUGAUUCGGGAGAAAGCUUUCAAAUGUUUUCUACGUCCAACGAAUCACAGCAGACGAAAUUUUUGAGCUCCUCCGUCAGCGAUAGGGAUACCUCUCUCAGAGAUCGUGUUCAUAGUUGGGAGAGUAGUCUACCAAACCACCCAAGAGUUCGCUUAAAUUCAGAAGCACUUACGGAUAGCUCAGUUGAACCGGUGGAAGGCAGUUCUGGAGCCAACAGUAGUGUUGAGCAGAGUGCCUUCCCUUAUGAAUCACUGACACGUCCAAAAAUUCGAGUACAAGAACCUUCUAUGCAGUCAAACACGCACACUCUUGCGCUGGGGCCAAUCGAAGAGACAGCGCAAAGCCCGACUGCAACAGAUAAACCCAUCGAGAACCCCAACAUCAUUGAAAGGGACUUCCUACCUCAAGCCGGCGAUCCCAGUUUUACCAUAAGCCCAAUUGAUGCUGCCACUCUCGUGCAGCGGUCGAUCGAUUUUGAAACGCAAAGUGGUUCGCUGCACGCGUCAAUAAUGGUUUUGUUGUUUCGGUCUCUUCUCCCAGCUUCAGCAAUCGACUCUACACGUGCGAAUGCAAUCAUUGGUCAAUAUCAUUAUCGGCUUACCACUUUUCAACUUCACCUUGAGGCUGCACUUCUCCGAAAUCUCUCCACGCCUGUCUACCCUUCAGUAUUUUCUGUAGCCCAAGAAAAUAUUAACUGCGGGUUCUUUUGCACGAGCUGUCAGAAGCCUAUUGAGAAUGACCCCCUGAUACCAAACUCUGUGUGGCGAUGCACCCGAUGUGAAAGAGCCACUGAACCUUGUGCAAUCUGUCAUCAUCGCGAGCUGGACUCUUCGCUAGAUUUCGAGACACUAGACGUCCCUGUUCCUACCUCUACAUGGUGGUAUUGUCCUGGAUGUGGUCAUGGUGGGCAUACAGCAUGCAUGUCUGCAUGGCACGGUAUUUCCACUCCAUCUGAGCACUCCAAGGGAUGUUGCCCGCUGGAAGGUUGUCUGCACCCGUGUCUGCCGGGCGAAUGGCGCACACAACGUGCUGAAGAGAAAAAGACGCUGAAAGAUCGAGAGAUGGCCAACCUCGUACGCGAGAACUCAAGGAUGGGGUCGAGGGGUGCCGCAGCCAUGGGGAGAGGUGUUCGGCGGGAUGGAAGAGAAGUCGCCCAGAGUAAGGCUGUUGAGGGCGUUCGCGUUGCGUUGGGUAUGGCAGCUGGGGAGCGGGGUUUGGAAAGAAAGAAGAGUGUUAAGUUGGUUGCUCCUGGGGAGGAGGGCGUAUAA
This is a messenger RNA of Glarea lozoyensis ATCC 20868, 3654 nucleotides long. RefSeq names its product WD40 repeat-like protein. NCBI's taxonomy places the organism in Eukaryota, Fungi, Ascomycota, Leotiomycetes, Helotiales, Helotiaceae. Bases 1 to 3654 code for a protein of 1217 amino acids. Gene Ontology annotation, biological process: positive regulation of TOR signaling. The transcript has a single exon. The record is from RefSeq and is a predicted model, not a curated record. Gene Ontology annotation, molecular function: protein binding.